This is a messenger RNA of Mytilus trossulus (common blue mussel), 7430 nucleotides long. RefSeq names its product poly(A) polymerase type 3-like. The transcript has 23 exons. NCBI's taxonomy places the organism in Eukaryota, Metazoa, Mollusca, Bivalvia, Mytilida, Mytilidae. Gene Ontology annotation, cellular component: nucleus. Gene Ontology annotation, molecular function: poly(A) RNA polymerase activity; RNA binding. The record is from RefSeq and is a predicted model, not a curated record. Bases 109 to 2307 code for a protein of 732 amino acids.
CUUAAUCCGCCAUUUGGUUCAAGAAAUAGAGAAUGGCACAAUGAAAUUAAUAUAUUUUUCUGGUUUCUAGUCACAUUUUUACAACUGUUCUGUAUCCAUAAAGAGACAAUGGCCCUAGAUCAGUCAGGGCAAAAGAUUUAUCCAGGGGUGACAUCCCCCAUAAGUUUAGAUGGUCCUAAGCCUUUGGAUAUUAAGCUAUCCAACAAGCUAGAAGAAGCAAUGAGACCAUAUGGAGUGUUUGAAAGUGAUGAAGAAUUAGCACAUAGAAUGGAGGUACUGCACAAGAUCAAUAGUAUGGUAAAGAAUUGGAUCAAAGAUGUCAGUCGCCAAAAAAAUAAUAUUCCAGAAGAUAAAAUUGACUCUUUUGGUGGCAAAGUGUGUACAUUUGGUUCAUACAGACUUGGUGUUCAUACAAAAGGUGCUGAUAUAGAUACACUGUGCAUAGCACCAAGGCAUGUAGAAAGAUCAGAUUUCUUUUCUUCCUUCAAUGAAAUUCUGUCACAGCAACCAGAAACUAAGGACUUGAGAGCUAUAGAGGAAGCCUUUGUUCCAGUGAUAAAGAUGGAGUUUGAUGGAAUAGAGCUUGAUAUGACAUUUGCCAGAUUAGCGCUACCACAGAUUGCUGAUGACAUUGAUUUAAGAAGUGAAUCCUUGUUAAAAAAUCUCAAUGAAAAAUGUGUGAGAAGUUUGAAUGGUUGUAGAGUGACAGAUGAAAUAUUGCAUUUAGUUCCUGAUAAAGAUGCCUUCAGAAUGACAUUACGAGCCAUCAAAUUAUGGGCAAAAAAAAGAGGAAUAUACUCUAAUGUGUUAGGUUUCCUUGGUGGUGUAUCUUGGGCCAUGUUGGUAGCCAGAGUUUGUCAGCUUUAUCCAAAUGCAGCACCUGCUACUUUAAUACAUAAAUUUUUCAUGGUAUUUUCAAAGUGGGACUGGCCUCAACCUGUUCUGCUUAAACAAUUACUACAGGAAAAUAAACUUGGUUUCCCUGUAUGGGACCCUAGGGUAAAUCCAUCAGAUCGUUUUCAUCUCAUGCCAAUCAUCACACCUGCAUAUCCACAACAGAACUCUACAUUUAACGUAACCACGUCAACACGAACAAUCAUGAUGGAAGAAUUUAUGAUAGGUUUAGAAGUAGUCAAUAAAAUAUAUACAUCAGGAGACAGUUGGGAUAAGUUAUUUGAACCAUCAGGAUUUUUCCAGAAGUACAAGCAUUAUAUUGUGGUAAUAGCAAGGGCAGAAGAAGAGAAGAAUUAUUUAGAAUGGCAUGGUUACAUAGAAUCAAAGAUAAGACUCCUGGUUGGAAACUUAGAGAGAAAUAUGUUUAUAAAAAUAGCUCAUGUGACACCAGAAUCUCUGGGUCCAUUGACAGAAAGUGAGAAUCCAUAUAUAUGUAAAUGGUUUAUUGGACUGACAUUUGCUAAGGUAGAAAAUCAAAAUGUAGAUUUGACCUACGACAUACAGUCAUUUACAAAUCAAGUAUACAGACAAGCACUACACAUUAGAAUUUUAAAAGAAGACAUGAAAGUGGAUAUUCAGCAUGUCAAACGAAAACAGUUAGAAUCGUUUGUUCCACAAUCAAUAUUACAGAGAUGCAAAGGAGCAGAGAUUAAAAGAAAAUCUGAAGGUAGAUCCAGUGCAGGCACUGGUAGUAAGAACUCCCAAGCAUUGUUGACUCACAGUAAGUCAGAUACAGAUUUAAUACGCACAAGCACCCAUGUCAUCAUCGAUACAUCAGACGGAGAAUCAAGCCAUGAUGCUCCAAGUUGUGAAACAGAUACCAAGAAUAAAGUCAACGGAGAGUUACCACAUCCAUUAUCACCCACAUCAUCAGACAGUGCAAUGCAGAGUCCAUGUAGAAAGAGAGAGGGGUCUCCUUCAGGGGCAGAGAGUCCAGUUAAAAGGUCCAAAUCAGAAGACGAAACACAGAACAUGCUUGGUUCCCCCAUGGUUGUAGAUCCACAGUCACAAAGUCCAAGUCGGAAAAGAGAAGGAUCACCAGUAAGGCCAGACAGUCCUGUUAAACGGACCAAAUCUGUAAAGGAUGUCCAAAGUUGUCAGCCUCCAAUUGAAAUAGGAUCACCAAUGCAUAUAGACGCAGAAUCAGGCGAUAGUGUGAAAAAUGUUGAGGGUGUAAAAUUUCCAAUGCAGACAGAAGACAAAAAUUGUAAUACAAAACCUAUAAUACCAAGAAGAUUUGUACAUGUGAAACGACUACCAAGUGCUGAAGUACCAGAUCUGAUGAGUCCUAACGCAGCACCUGCUCAAGCUGUUAAUGUGCCUAGAAAUAAUAUCAAACUCAGACUCAAAUAAAACCUACCUCGUACAGAAUAAAGGUCAAUAUGUAGGACACAUUGUUAAAACCAGAGGUGCACACAAAUGAUGAGUGUUCCAGCAAAAAAAAAAGACAGGUUCAGAUAUUUUGACAAAUCAGGAAAAAUUUAAACAGCAGGUGGCUAUACAUAGAAAAUCAUCAAGUCUUUAACUCAACUCGUUGUUUAACACCAAGUUUGUACUUAUUUAGUUACUUUUGUAGUAAGGUAAUUGCCCUGCUGGACUUGUUGAUCAGUAGAAAACAAGGAAAUUUAUGAAAUCCAUAAAAAAAUAUGUGAAUUGAUUUGAUUAUUAAUAUCUUGAAGUUUAAUUGAAUGUUUCUUAUGCAUCAUUCAAUUUCUGAUAUUUGAAAAAGAAUUUGAGUAAGAAGCAAUUUGAUUUGAACGUAAAUGUAUUAUAGAACUUGAGUAAUGGUUUCAGUGAUGCCACAAGGCUCAAUAAUACUGUAAAUUCAGAAAUUAUUGCAUGCAUUUAUUAUUGCGAUUUUGUCAUUUUACACUUGAAUGCGAUUUUAAUUUUUACGAUUUUGAGAAAAGUCAUGCUAAAUUCAGUUAAAAUAUUACAAAAUGUGAGUUUUAAUUAUUGCGUUUACAACUCAGGUGCAUUUUUUGCAAUAAUAAAAACCUCGCAAUAAUUUCUGAAUUUACAGUAACUCAAUCUAAGUGAAAAAGAUUUAUUGAUUUAAAGCCUUCAUAUUUUAUAUUUGAUACUUGUCAGAGUUUAGUAGCAAAAUAGAUUUGUUUGUUAUAAUAGUCGAUGGAAUGUUCAAACCCCUGGUACAUUAAGUUAAGGAAAAUAAUCAAAUGUCUUGCAGAAAUCGUCAAGAUACAAUGUUGAAUGGUCAAAUUCUGAAUGUUACAUUUAUUAUCAUAAUUUCAUUAUUACUUACACAAAAAACUCUUGCAAGAAUAGUCAAAGGUACGUUAAAAAUUCAACCUUAAUUUCUCAAAUAAGAAUAUUUUGUGCUACAGUCUAAUAUAGUUUGACUAAAACUACAACAGUUUAAAAUGUGUUUACACAGUGAUCCAUACAUGUUAGGGUUGGAACAUUUCAUAAGCUCUUGUUUUUGAAACAGUUGUGUAAUUUUUUAGUAUUAUUUAUGUAGAAACUGUUACACAUUAGAUAAACUUUUCAGCCUUUAUUAGGAGUAUUCAGGCAGGAGAUUUUGUUAUUAUAUAUUUCAAUUACAGAGAUGCGUGCCUUGAGCACUCCUACCUGUAUAUUGGAGGUUUAUACCUACACACUAGAAAAGUCUUGUGUAAGUGUGUUGUGCAAAUGUAUAUAUGUAUUUCAUUGUUAUAGUUUCUGUAAAGUUUGAAAGUUAUUUAUAGACUUUAUAAUUAUAUUAUAGAGUUGUAUUUUAUUAAACUUAGUGCUCUAAUAUGUUUCAACAUUGAGGGUUACACAUUUAAUGAUAUAUUUAUAUAAUGGCAGCUCUCAGGAAAUUUACUUCUUCAUGCAUUCAAAUUUAAGAACAGUAUUUUAUGGCUAGCUUAGAGUUUCACUAAAUCAACCUAUUUGAUAUGAUUACGUUUUAAAAUCCAAUUGGACCUUAAAUGCUCUUUGAAAUACUUUCAAUGGUUUUCCUAAACUCCAAUUUACUAAAUGUGAAAUAAACUGCUGAAACAUCUUAAACUUUUUAUUUGAAAACCAAAACAGUUGCUUCGUAUUGUACAAAUAUAGUUCAAAUACAAUAGUCCAUUUGCCAAUUACCGAUUUGAUUUUAUUAUUACACACUUUUUAAACAAAUUACUUCCCUUUGUCAAUCGUGGACUGGUUCCAUACCGGACAAAAUUGGCUUUAGCCAAUGCAAAGCAUGAUGAAUUGAAAGUGAUGUAUCGUCGGUUCCACUAAUUUUUCACGAAAAAUCAUAUCUGAUGUCAAAAGUAUUGAGUUAAACAACAAAUUAAUGGUAUUAAAAGAUUUGAAAACCUUAUAGACUACUCACAUUAAGCACUGGUAGAUUUGCUCUUCUGCUAGCUCUCGAUUGUCAACAAAAAUUAAUGUCCCUCAUAGAGGGAGAACUUUUUUAGGGAUCUCUAAUUACAGGGUCAGUUACGGGAAUUGGCAAAUAGCCUAUUGAAUCAAUAAAGUACUGUUGUGUCUUUGUUAAUAUAAUUUAUCCCCAAGAAAAAUUCUACAAAUUUUAUUUCAAAUAUAGUUAUAGUUGUAACACUAGAGAAUUUGUUCAUGCUGUUGUCCAUUUUAUAAAACUAUUCCAUUCUAUAGAUAUUAUUUAGAAGCUUUAAAGAAAAUGUUUGCUCUUAUAAUAUGAUAGGUUAGUUAAAAUGAUCGCAGGCUUAACAGAAAGUCUAAAAUAGAUAGUCGUUAUAGAUAAUAGAUAAUAUUUUUUAUUAGAUUAAGAUACUAUUAUUAGAAAAGGAUUGCUUUUAGCUAUAUAGUGUACACUAGAUUGAUUUUCAAUUAUGUUAGCAUGUUAAGUACUUCAGCAGCUUACGACUAUAGACAGUAGACUAAUGUCAAACUAAUUACUAUUUAAGAAUUUUGACCAUACAAAUUAUUUACUUCAAUUUUCACUAGCAAUUUUAAAUACUGUGGAUUCAUUAUUAUUUGUUGGAUACCAAUUUUCUUGGAUAACAGAAGAACCACUAAAUUAAAUGUUUUAAGUUAUAACAAUAUUUCCAUUCACUUGUACCCAGACUUUGUCCAAAAUCUAUGAACAUGUACAUUAUCUGUUAUCCAUAAAAAAUUGGUACCAACGAAAAUAAAUGAAUCCAUAGAAGUAUUGUAUUUACUUGCUGGGCUAUGUUGUUCAUAUGCUUCUGCAUGAUUGUGAAAAAUCAUUAUUUUCAGAAGAGAAAAUUUGGUUUGGAAAAAUAAAUGAAACAUAACUAUAUUGCUGCAGAAACCCUAUAGAAAUAUUUUUUUUUUUGUGGCAUUGUUAGUAUACUGUGGAUUUAUAGUUUUUGUGGGAUACCAAUUUUCUGAAUUUGAUGACACUAUGUGUUGAAUUUAGCAUUACAACAAAAUCAAAUAUCUGUGAAAUAAGUAAUCCAAAAAAUGUGAUACCCAAGACAACAUAUGAAUCGACAAUAAUUUCUUAAAAGAAUGCAUAUUUUCUGUUUUCAUGCCAUUAUCAAUAUACAUGCAUCAUAUUUUUCCUUUGUACAUUAUGGACAAAACUUGUAAGAGACAUAAGUCCGUAGGUAGCCUGUAGUAUACAUGUAAUUAUAAACUUGACAACAUUAGCAAAAAGAAAAGGCUAAGGUGACAUGCAAUUGUAAUAUUUAAUGAAAAACAAUUUCUUUGUUCUUCAAGUGUUUUGUACACACUUAAUUGACUUUGUUUAAUAUUCAAUGCUACAUGUAGCAAAUUGAUAUAUUAUAGAAGACAAGAUAGUAGCAUAGACUUAUGGAAUGUAUAGCACAUGUACUGUAGGGGCAGAUCCAGCCAUUUUAAAAGGGGGGGGGGUCCUAACCAGGGACAAAGGGGGGUUCCAACUAUAUGUCCCCAUUCAAAUGCAUUGAUCAGCCCAAAAAAAGUGGGAGGCAUACAUGGUGUAAACUAUGUCUUCUGGUUUUACACUUUGUUUUCGUAGUGUGAAGUAAGUUUAAAUGGUGUGAACUGGAUCUUUGAGUAUACACUUGGUCAAUAAGGUGUUGAAUAGGAUAACAUUGAUAUACAUAUUCAUACUGUAAACUUUGUCUUGAAUUGGGCAUAAUUGUUUUGAGUUGUGUAUACCUUUUUAUUUUGUAAAAUUGUCUCCAAAGUUAAACUGUAAACUUGAUCUCCAUUGUGAGACUGUAAACUUGGUCUCUGUUUUCAAUAUUAAAAAAAAAAAUGAUUUAUUUUCUCAAAAUGUUUGUAAUCACAUUGAUUUGAUCUCCCACUUUUACCAGUAUUCAGUGAUUCCCAAUGAUUAAUGCACACAUUAAUUUCAGAAAUUUAGAGUAUAGAGGAGGGAGGAUGCCUUUAUUGUUCCAUUUCUUUUUAGUUAAUAUAAAGAUAUAAUAGUGCUUUAUAUUUUUUUUUUUAAGAAUGUUGUCAUUAUUUUUUUCUAUCAUUGGUUUAUAUGGUUAUGGAUAAAUAUUUCAUGGUAUGCGUUUGUACAUAGAAGUAGCCUGAUCAUCUGAAUGUUUUAUCAGGUUGGAUAAAUGAUUAGAAUAAAAGAGUUAGAAAUCAUAAUUACAGGGAGAUAAUUCAGUAUAUUCAGAGCUGUCGUUGAAAUGUUUGACAAUAUAUUUCACAAUUCACUUUUAUGAACAAAAUGUAAAAGCUCAUUAUCUCUUUCUACAGGCAUUUCUUUUCAAAAGCAUUCAUAUAAUGUUAUUUCUAUUGAUUACAUUUUAUAUGUUUCUUGUAGAGUCAUAAAUAUAAUGUCAUUAAGAAAUUUCACCAAAAACAAUAUUAAUAAAAAAAAAGUUAGAUGUUGCAAAAAAAGACUGCUCCAUAGUUAUGAAAGAAAAGAAAUAAUCUACAUAUAAACAUCUUUUGGAAACAAAUAUCCUAUUACCAAACUAAUUACUUUUAGAAAUAUUGUAUAAAGAUCAGCCUUGCUUAUUGUUAUAUUUGGGUUAGUUUAGGUAAAAUUAAUUAUUUAAUAUAUUUUGUAUGUAUUUUUCUAAUUUGUAUUUUUAUGUAUUUUAUGUACUUUUUGCAGUUUCUAACUAUUAGAGUUUUGUACAUCAUUGCUUUAGUGCUUAUGAUGACAGAUCAGAUUUAACAUUGAACUAAAUAAUGAAUUUCAUCUUCAAUCUUCCAUCUCAACAUUGCAUUAACUGGUUCAUAUAUAUUUUUCAGAUAUCAUACUUAUUUCACACAAUUUGUAAGCUGUACAAAGUUCAACACAUAUGUUGUAUAAAUUACUAUGUUUAUUUGUGAGGGAGGAAUCUUUUUACUUUAUAUGUAAAGACUAUAUGUGUGUACACAUGUGAACAUUGUGUUUCUGUAAGUGUGUUUGUAAAUAUAAAUGUGUAAAACUUGUACAGUGAUGACAGAAAGUUACACAGAGAAAGAAAGGUUGUACGAUGUGGAAAAGAAUGAACUAUUAAUUGAGUGAGGUAAGCGAGGAAAUAUAUUAAUUAAAAAUUAUAAAAUUUAAAAAAAUCAAGAAAACAAUAAAAGAUAUGUGAUAAACAUUG